AAUUGAAAAAAGAGACCAGUUCACCUGACAGCUUCUUCUUCUUCUUCUCUUUCCCUUUCUUUCACGCUCUCUCUGUUUCAUGUCUAAGGGCUUUGAUAAAGUCCUAACCUUUUAUCUAAUUUUUAACUUCUGUUUUCUUCUCAAAGUUUGUUUCUUUUGUUUGGAUGCGGUAAAGCUUUUGUUUUAGGCUUCUCCGGCUGAGCGUUUCUCGUCGGAAUCUCAAUAUCUCCGGCGACAUGGCUUCCAAUCUCCCGAUGAGUCCUCAAUUGGAGCAGAUCCAUGGUGAAAUCCGUGACAAUUUCCGAGCCCUCGCGAAUGGUUUCCAGAAGUUGGAUAAGAUCAAGGAUUCAUCUAGACAAAGCAAGCAGCUUGAGGAACUUACUGACAAGAUGAGAGAAUGUAAAAGGUUGGUGAAGGAGUUUGACCGUGAACUCAAGGAUGAGGAAGCUAGAAAUUCUCCUCAAGUAAAUAAGCAAUUGAACGAUGAGAAACAAUCCAUGAUCAAGGAACUCAACUCUUACGUUGCACUAAGGAAAACGUAUAUGAGUACACUUGGAAACAAGAAAGUCGAACUAUUUGAUAUGGGAGCUGGAGUCAGUGGCGAGCCCACAGCUGAAGAUAAUGUUCAAGUGGCUUCAUCUAUGUCAAACCAGGAGCUUGUUGAUGCUGGAAUGAAAAGAAUGGAUGAGACCGAUCAAGCCAUUGAGCGCUCAAAACAAGUAAGUCACAAAAACAAGUGUUAUUCCCUUUCAGCUAUUGUUACUAUACCUUUUGGUAACACUCUUGUUCCUAUUCAGGUGGUGGAGCAAACACUCGAAGUUGGAACUCAAACUGCAGCUACUUUAAAGGGACAGACGGAUCAAAUGGGGCGAGUGGUUAACCACUUGGACACGAUUCAGUUCUCUAUCAAGAAGGCUUCGCAGCUAGUGAAAGAGAUAGGAAGACAGGUGGCUACUGAUAAAUGCAUAAUGAUGUUCCUGUUUCUCAUUGUAUGCGGUGUUGUAGCCAUUAUCAUAGUGAAGAUUGUACACCCGAAUAACAAAGACAUAAGGGACAUACCAGGAUUAGCUCCUCCAGCACAAUCAAGGAAGCUAUUAUACUUGAGGAAUCAAGAAUAUAUGGGAAAAUAGAAAAUCUUUGUUUGUAUAUUUAAUUCACUUUGAAUGAAAGGAAAUUGCAUCUUUGAGGUUCUAUAUAAUUCAUCUGCAUUGCGCUU
Molecule: messenger RNA, 1216 nt
Organism: Brassica napus (rape)
Lineage: Eukaryota; Viridiplantae; Streptophyta; Magnoliopsida; Brassicales; Brassicaceae
Product: novel plant SNARE 13
Exons: 8
Coding region: 237-1130 (297 amino acids)
Biological process (GO): vesicle fusion
Cellular component (GO): endoplasmic reticulum membrane; SNARE complex; Golgi apparatus
Molecular function (GO): SNAP receptor activity; SNARE binding
Source: RefSeq, a predicted model, not a curated record